Molecule: messenger RNA, 720 nt
Organism: Leptosomus discolor (cuckoo roller)
Lineage: Eukaryota; Metazoa; Chordata; Aves; Leptosomiformes; Leptosomidae
Gene: TNNI1
Product: troponin I1, slow skeletal type
Biological process (GO): cardiac muscle contraction; skeletal muscle contraction
Cellular component (GO): troponin complex
Source: RefSeq, a predicted model, not a curated record
UCCAAGAUCACAGCCUCACGCAAACUCUUGUUAAAGAGUUUGAUGCUGGCAAAAGCAAAGGAGGAGUGGGAUCAGGAGAUCGUGGACAAGCAGGCAGAGAAGGAAAGAUACCUGUCUGAGCGGAUCACACCAUUGCGCACCAGUGGGCUUUCCUUGAGCCAGCUCCAGGACUUGUGCAGGGAGCUGCACGAGAAGGUUGAAAUUGUGGAUGAAGAGAGAUAUGACAUCGAAGCGAAAUGCAACCAUAACACUCGGGAGAUCAAAGAUCUGAAAAUCAAAGUGCUUGAUCUCCGAGGAAAGUUCAAGCGACCCCCCCUGCGGCGAGUCCGUGUCUCCGCCGAUGCCAUGCUGAGGGCUCUGCUGGGCUCCAAGCACAAGGUGUCCAUGGAUCUGAGAGCCAACCUGAAGUCUGUCAAGAAGGAGGAUACAGAGAAGGAGCGCCCCGUGGAAGUGGGCGACUGGCGCAAGAACGUGGAGGCCAUGUCAGGGAUGGAGGGGCGAAAGAAGAUGUUCGAUGCUGCCAAGUCCCCCACGGGCCAGUGAGAGGAGCAUUGGGAAGAAGAGACUCCCCAUCCCUGCUGCCUGCCUCCCUUUCCCUUGCUGCCCCUCUGUGCUCUUUACACCCUUACCCUGAAUUCACCACUGAGCUGAAGCACGUGGAUAACUGUGUGGGAAGGAGAUCUGAGCUUCUUUCUUUCAGCACUGCCAUCAGCCCCGCUC